Phytophthora sojae is the source of this 1401-nucleotide messenger RNA. RefSeq lists its product as hypothetical. The transcript has 4 exons. NCBI's taxonomy places the organism in Eukaryota, Oomycota, Peronosporomycetes, Peronosporales, Peronosporaceae. The coding region runs from base 1 to 1401 and encodes 466 amino acids. The record is from RefSeq and is a predicted model, not a curated record.
AUGGUGGUUGCUCACGCUUCAGCAGCGUCCAACUCAACCUCGAAUACCGACCUCAGGGGCUGGUACCCGUGCUCCGACUACACCUUCUCGGACGAAGGCAGCUCGAGCGAAGACGCGGAAUGCGCGAUGUACAACGCUCCUAUGUGCUACCCUGGUAUCUGCGAGACCCCCACGUCCGCCAACUCCAACGUCGACAUUUUCUUCAAGCAUCCGCCAGCGACGAACGGCAACCCAGAAACAGCUCCCCAUGUGUGGCUGCUUCAGGGUGGCCCGGGCUCUUCAUCGACGGCAUUGGAGGUGGACAUGGUGACGCUGCACUCCCAGCUGGAAGGAGCUGUGAACGUGUACACUAUGGACCACCGCGGCACCGGACGCAGCACGCUUUUGGACCCAAAUCUGCACAAAAAGUACGGGGACCUCGCCUCGUUCUCCGUGACGACUGCUGCAACCGACCUCGUGACCUUCAUCUCAACGUUUACGAAUGGUGCCAACACCACGGUGUACGGCGCGAGCUACGACACGAUCUUGGCUCUCGCUCCCCUUGAGGUGACCGGGUAUGUUCUCGAUGGAAUUGCCACUAGCUCUGGGGCACCAGGCGAUGAGUUCCUGUACAUGUCAAAGCGGGAUAUCGACUUCGGAGAGGUCGGUGAUGCACUCCUUUCGCUGCGCGAGCAGGACAUCGAAGUGAAGGCCCGUUUCGAGCACAAAAGCCUCAACAGGACUCUUGACGAGCUAUUUCAGCAGUUUGACAAGGACCCAAACGCAACCUGCGCUUCACUCAUCACCAAUGUGGCAAUGGGCGAGGUCGAGGGCGAAGCGCCAACGGAAGACAUGGGUGACUACCCGCCAUCGUAUUCCUUGCGUCUUGUCUUGGGUUCCCUUUUCAAGCACACGUACCUGCGGACACUGAUCCCGCCCGUUAUUUACCGACUCCAACGCUGUGAACCGGAGGAUGUCGACGUUUUGAGCCAAUUUGGCACUGCUUUGGGCUUGCUUAGUUCAGGGAAAUCCCAAGACGACGCGUUUCACUCGACAGUGCUCUACAGCCUCAUCAUCUUUUCAGAGAAGUGGGAGACGCCUUCACUCUUCGUUUCCCACUUACGAGCAAGGUACGAGAGCACCAAGAUGAGUGACGGAGGGGUUUACCCCAUGGAUGCGCUGUACUGCGCCUUCUCGAAGGAGAAAUCGGCUGCAUGUGAUGAACUCAAUGUUGGAAACUAUGAUGGGGACGGCAUUGUCUACAAGCCCGACCAGUACUGGAACAAGACGGCUGCAAUUCCGAGUCAAGCCAGCCUGCGGCUAAUGCUGAAUCGCAAGCACUGUCCCGUGUUGUACCUCGACUCAGCCGAGGACUUCAACACGUACACCAAGCAGCUGCAGACGUGCGCGCUCGGCUCCUGA